Molecule: messenger RNA, 1269 nt
Organism: Lampris incognitus (smalleye Pacific opah)
Lineage: Eukaryota; Metazoa; Chordata; Actinopteri; Lampriformes; Lampridae
Gene: pggt1b
Product: protein geranylgeranyltransferase type I, beta subunit
Exons: 9
Coding region: 1-1095 (364 amino acids)
Biological process (GO): protein geranylgeranylation
Cellular component (GO): CAAX-protein geranylgeranyltransferase complex
Molecular function (GO): CAAX-protein geranylgeranyltransferase activity
Source: RefSeq, a predicted model, not a curated record
AUGGCGGAAGAAGAAAGCCAGCUAGAAGAAUUUGAACAAAUAGACUUUUUAAGAGACCGGCAUAUACGUUUUUUUCAGAGGUCGCUUCAGGUAUUACCCGAGAGAUACUCCUCCCUGGAAACAACCAGGUUGACUAUCGUGUUCUUUGCGUUGUCUGGUCUUGACGUGUUGGAUGCCUUGGAUGUCAUUGAUAAGAACAACAUGAUUGAAUGGAUCUACUCCCUGCAAGUCCUGCCUACAGAGGACCAAUCAAAUCUAAGUCGUUGUGGCUUUCGGGGAUCAUCGCACAUUGGACUUCCUUACAUGUCUAAGGGCCCAGGGAUACCACAUCCGUAUGACAGUGGUCACAUAGCAAUGACAUAUACUGGGCUAGCCUCUUUACUAAUACUGGGCGAUGACCUGAGCCGGGUCCACAAACGGGCCUUGCUGGCAGGUCUCAAGGCACUACAGUUGGAGGAUGGCAGUUUCUAUGCAGUUCCUGAGGGCAGUGAAAAUGACAUGCGGUUUAUCUAUUGUGCUGCCUGUAUCUGCUACAUGCUGGAUGACUGGUCGGGCAUGGACAUCAGGAAGGCCAUAGAGUACAUCAGGAAAAGUAUGUCAUAUGACAACGGGAUUGGCCAGGGAGCCGGGCUAGAGUCACAUGGUGGCUCAACAUUUUGCGCCAUAGCCUCUCUGCGUCUGAUGAAUCAUCUGGAAGAGACGCUAUCUCAGCGUGAACUGGACAGGAUACGGCGCUGGUGUAUCAUGAGGCAGCAGAACGGCUUUCAGGGUCGGCCCAACAAACCUGUAGACACAUGCUACUCUUUCUGGGUUGGAGCAACGCUUGAGCUCUUGGAUGUGUUUCAGUAUACUAACUAUGAGAAGAACAGGAACUACAUUUUGUCAACACAGGAUCGAUUGGUGGGAGGCUUUGCCAAGUGGCCGGACAGCCAUCCAGAUCCCCUCCAUGCUUACUUUGGGCUGUGUAGUCUAUCUUUGCUUGGCGAGCCAAGUCUGAGGAAGGUCCACCCUGCACUUAACGUCACCCAAAGAGCCUUUCAGUACCUUCAACAGCUGCAUCAGACGUGGAGGGACACUGCAGGCACCUGUACUUGACAGCGCUGGCAGUAGGAUGACCUAAAGUCAUACAUCUAAUUAGGAUUUUGGCCAUCAAAAAUGUUGUUAAAGCUUUCACAAAAAGAAAGACAAGAUUUAAAAGAAGUUAGAGACUUGGUUUGUCUUGGUUAAAUAAGAAGAGAGUUCCAUUGUGUGGCAGCUCUAACAUCAAAA